Anneissia japonica is the source of this 6246-nucleotide messenger RNA. Its product is annotated as sodium/calcium exchanger 1-like. The record is from RefSeq and is a predicted model, not a curated record. Bases 139 to 996 code for a protein of 285 amino acids. NCBI's taxonomy places the organism in Eukaryota, Metazoa, Echinodermata, Crinoidea, Comatulida, Comatulidae. Gene Ontology annotation, biological process: sodium ion transmembrane transport; calcium ion import across plasma membrane. The transcript is spliced from 5 exons. Gene Ontology annotation, cellular component: postsynapse; axon; sarcolemma. Gene Ontology annotation, molecular function: calcium:sodium antiporter activity.
UACAUUGAAAUCAACAUAAUUGAUGAUGAGGAAUAUGAAAAGAAUGUGGACUUCUAUAUCGAGCUUAACCCACCGUUACUGGUCAAGAGAGGUAAUGGUAGUGGCGCUGAUGAUCAUGAAUAUGACAAGCAACAGGCAAUGUUAGGCAUGACUGAAGAUGAUCAGCGCGUCGCUGACAUGGGUUUACCUCAACUAGGAGACGUCACCAGGUUGCAAGUGCACAUUGUGGAAAGUCAAGAAUUUAAGAACACAGUGGAUAAACUGAUAAAGAAAGCAAACUUGUCUCUUGUGGUUGGCACAUCAUCUUGGCGAGAACAGUUUUCUGAGGCCCUUACUGUCAGUGCUGGAGAUGAUGAAGGGGAUGACAGUGAAGAAAGACUGCCCUCAUGUUUGGAUUAUGUAAUGCACUUUCUGACUAUAUUUUGGAAAAUCCUGUUUGCGUUUGUCCCACCAACUGAUAUCUGGGGCGGUUAUGCAUGUUUUUUCGUUUCUAUCUUUAUGAUUGGUUUGCUAACUGGCGUGAUUGGUGACAUAGCUUCCUCAUUUGGAUGUACUAUAGGACUAUUGGACAGCGUUACAGCUAUUUCAUUUGUGGCACUUGGCACUAGUGUUCCAGACACCUUUGCCAGUAAGGUUGCGGCUGUAGGCGACAAAUAUGCAGACGCAUCUAUUGGCAAUGUAACUGGAAGUAAUGCAGUAAAUGUGUUCCUUGGUAUUGGAAUUGCAUGGUCCUUUGCGGCUGUAUAUCAUGCAAUAAAGGACACCACAUUCAAAGUUAAAGCAGGUUCACUUGGUUUCUCUGUUACUCUCUUUUCAUUAUUUGCCUUGGUUGUUAUUACCAUUCUAAUGGUCAGACGCAAACUAGCUGUCAUUGGUGGUGAGCUGGGUGGCCCAAAAAAUUACAAGCUCAUGACUUCAAUUACUUUUGCAUCAGUUUGGAUGGUCUACAUAAUUCUGUGUAGUUUUGAGGCAUAUGGUUACAUUCAAGGAUUCUAAAGAAUAUUGCUCAUGGUAGGGAAUGUAAAGUUGAUUGUAGGACAACCGCUAAGUCCCAUGGGAACCAUAUUACAAAUACAUCUGUAGUGCUAUUGGAAACUGGAAGAGGAUAACUGAUCAGCCUAGAUGAUGAAAUAGUAUUAAAUAUAGGCCUACAAUUAAAAUAAGAAGUUGAUAACUUAUGCAAAUAAUAUAUAAAGCAGACUGCUUGAGAUUUGCAUAUUGUACCUGCAAAUAGACAAAUAUUCCAGGUGUAUUAUUACUUUUAAUAAUAAUUAAAUUUCAUAAUGUGUUACACAUUUAUGAUUUAGUUGUGCAGAAAAUAUACAUACAUGAAGUAUAUUUGAUGAAAUGUGUAUGUAUCCAUUGCUUUACAUCUGAUUUGCAGAAUAUGUAGUUAAUUUGCACCAACAAACAGUGUAAAUCAACUAUAAUGUUUAGUCAUUAGGGGUUGCCACAAUUGAUUGCGUAUUAUUUUCGAUCAGUUUAUUUAAAUUACCGGUAUGUACAUUGGCAUAUUAUAUUUAUUCCAAAGGAAACACAUUUAAAAAGCAGGCAUUUUUUAUAUAUUGAAUAGUUAACAUUAUGAUCAGGAUAUUUCCCCAUACAUUAUAGAAACCAAAUAUGCUAUUUAAUAAUGUGCUGUGUAUAUGAGGGUUUUGUAGGUAUGUUUUGCUGAAAUUGUAGUGCAAUGUUUAUGUAGGAGAUGCAAUAUUAUUUGUAGAUUAGAUUAUUUAUUUAUAAAACUUAUAAGAUAAGUUCCAAAUGAGUUGUUAUUCUAGCAUGAGUGCCUAAAUUCUUAAUGUGAGUCUGCAAAUAAUUAGUAAGAUAAAGCAUAUAUAUAACAUUUAACAGUACUCCUAUCCCUUUCCUCCAGAUUCCAAACCCCAAUUACAGUAUCUUUCUUCUCUUGUUAUAUUAAUAGGACAGUUUGGCAAUGAAUGAACAUUUCCCAUCAUACAUUCAUUGGAAGUCCAUAGCCUGUAGAUUACUGAAUCUCAGGAAAUCAAAAAGAAACAUUUGUAUUGAAAUAUACAGUUGUAUUAGUUGCACCAAAUACAUUUUUAUUCUGUAUAACAUUUACAUGGUUAAAAUAUACAGUAAACUAUUUAAAUCAUUAAUGAAUUUGAAAUAUUCACUGUAUUGUAUUGUGUCUAAUCAUCAAUUAGCCUAGGUGUUUAAUUAAAGAAAUAUACAAAGUGAUAAUACAACAAUAAUAUUAGUGUUCAGUAUAGUAUAUUAGGUACAGUUGCAGAUACAAGAUACAGUCAAUCUACUAUGUAGUUAUAUUGUCAGUUUAUUUAUACAGUAAUGUUUAACUUAAAUGAUUGUGAUUAAUUAUAACGAAAAUAUAACAAAAAAUAAACAAAUUAGGGCCAGUGAGUUUAUAAGGUCAUUGACAUUCUCCAACAGACAGUUCAGCCAAUCAAUGAGCAAAUUUAACACAAAAAAAAUCAUCAAUUACUAAGCAGUUGUAGUUCCCUUAGUAGCACUCAUUAUAUGUACUUAACAACCCACCCUUAUUAUAAACCAUUUCCAAAGAAACCACCUAAAAACAAUUAAGGAUAAAGUAAUAUUUAUCUGUGGUAUUUGUGUUGUGAACAUAAGUUUAAAAUUAUUAUUACAAAUAUAUUUCUUUAUUUUUUAUUACACCUUUCCAGUAUGUUGCCACAUCCAUUCUUAAUUAAUUAUGGUCUUCUAUGAAAGACUCAACUGUCCUGGUUUUAUUUUAUCUUGGCCCAAUACAUCAAAAACCAUAUUUACAAAACUUGGCGUUGACGGCUUAUAGUAGUAGUGCUUAUAAUGGAAAACUCAGGGUAUCUGUGCAAUGCCCAACACUAAGAUUAAUUGUAAAUUAGGGUGUUCAUCUUUUAAUGAACCAAUUAUUCCUGUUACCAACAAUUGGAUGUGUUCAAGGGAUGAAACCAGGACUGUAUUACUGUGUACAUCGACUCAUAGAGGGUUGGUGGGCCUGUGAUAUGAAUUAACAUUCCCAUAUGAAACUGCCUUUGUUUUAGUUUUGUUGUACAAACUAUUUCAAAGGAUGAUCUAAAAGAUAGUUAACAUUAUUAAAGUACAUUUUGUCUGGGAUUCUCAUAAAAUAUUACAAGAUAACCAUUAAAUUAUUCAAAUUUAAUAACCUUUUAGGCUUCAAAAAAUGUAUAAGCCAUUUUUUGUGGGUGCAAUAGGGUUUGUUUUGAUGUGUUAGAAAUAUAAUAUAGUGAAGAAUGAAGUGUUUUGUAUUUAAAAAUAUGCAUACCCACAUUGCGAACAUCUCUUAGUAAACAUUUGUAUAUGAAAUAGAAAACAAAUUUGUAAUAAAUAAGAGGCCUACCAUAUUCUAUGUAAAUUUCACUAGGCAUGAUAUACAUUCUUCUUGUUGACUUAAUAAUCAUUAGAGUAUUGUUUAACAAUUUUCAAACCAAAUUCAUAAACAAAACAGGAUUGACAUAGUUUAUCUAUUAUCACUGAUACUAUAUCCUCGCUAUUACACUGCACAUAUUAUAAAGUAUCAUGUUAUAGAGACUCAAAAUAUAAACCUUUUUAAAUUAUGGUAUAAUUGUUUAUUGGCAGUACUGGAUUAAUAAAAUUUAUGAAGAAAUUUUAAGUGGGUGUGGGUGUGUGUGUGUGUGAGAGAGUUUAAAGUAUAUAUAAAGUAUGUAUGCAUGCAUAUCUGUGCAUGCGUUGGCCAGUGCUGAAGGCACUAUAAGCAGGCAUAAUGUUGGCAACCAAGUACUUGUUAUGAUACAAGAAUAUUUAAGAUUAUAAUUGAUAUCAUCUAUGCUAUCAACUUUGUCGGCAGGAAUGCUAUAGACCUUAAUAGUACUCAUUAUGUCAGCAUUCAUAGCAUUUGACCUUAUCAGUGCCCAUGUCAGCAUUCAUAGUAUUUGAUCUAUCAGUGCUAUGUGAAUGUUCAUGGUACAGUAUUGGCCUUAUCAGUGCUCAUACAGUACAGUAUGUCAGCAUCCAUGCUGUUGGCCUUAUCAGUGCUCAUAUGUCAGCAAUCAUAGUAGUUGAUCUAUUAGUGCUUUGUGAACAUUCAUUGUAUUGGCCUUAUCAGUGCUCAUCCAGUACAUUAUGUCCGUAUCCCAUACUGUUGACCUUUGGUAAUGACAGCAUCCAUGAUACUGACAUUAAGGAGUUUUCGAUUUGCACAAUGACGUAACCCUAGAACGGAUUCACUCAUCCGUGACCAGCAUUCUAUGUUCUCUGCACAAAGCAUAUUCGGGCCAAACUGUGUUCUAGAUUCUAGAUAACAAGAGGUCAAUGUGCGCAGAUGACUUCUUAGUGAUGUCAUUAUAUUCUAGGUCCUACUACUGUCGCCAUGCUAUCGAAUGCUCCCUAUUAUCAGUGCUCGUACGUCAGCAUACAGGCUGUUGACCUUAUUAAAAAAUGUCAGCAUCCACGCUAUUGACCAUGCUAUUGACAUUAUCAGUGCUCACACAUCGGCAUUCAAGCUACUGAUUUUAAAAGUGCUCAUAUACAUUGUAUUGACCAUAUUAGUGCUCAUAUGUCACUUCAUUGGAACAGUAAAUCACAUUUGCCAGUGGAGUAGUUAUUAAUAAUAUAAUCCAAUAAUUGCCUUUUCCAUAUGCAUUGCCAUGCAAUGCACUUGCUGAUGACUCUUCAAAAUACAAUUGUAAAAAAAUAGAUUGAUAACUGUUUUUAGUACUGUAAUGUUAACAAUUUUUUCAAAGAGUUUGUGUAAUUUGAAUAUCAAGAUAUCAAAUAAUAAGUUUAUGUAAUUAAUUGAUUACAUGAAGGUUCUGAUAAGUUAUACAGGUAUUCUGUUGGAUAACUUCUGAGAUUUUUCUAAUGUUGAGACGACAACCACUGUAAGGUUGGUUGUCUUUUACAUUCACUUGUUAUGUGAAUGUUAUAUAAUAAUGUAUUCAAUUAAUAGCCACAGCAAUACCUACAAAGUUGAUGGAGUGACCAUAUAUCUUUGCCAGUGAUAGUUGAAGAAUUCUAUUCUAUUGUAUAUAAUGCAAAUUAACUUUACCUACAGUAGUGUCAAUUAUAUAAUCAUGUCAUUUUAUUUGAUAUUUUUCUUUGUUAUUCCAUCUUGCAUCAUUUGAGGUCAAAUAUUAAAUUGUACUGUACAGUUUUUAGCAUUAUUCUCAACAAUGCUUUAUAAAAAAGUAGACCCUAUGCUGUCUUUAUAUAUAGAACAUGUGACUAUUUACAACCUUUUAAGAUCUCAAUUUAAAAACAACAUUAUUUAUAUUAAGAUGUUUAAACUUCUGUAUUUUGGCAUUAAUUGUUUAUGUUAUUGUAUUAGAAAUUGAUAAAUUUCCUAAUAGAUAAUUUUCUUUUCUACAAAGUAAUAAGUAAUAUUUAUAUUAUUUAUAAAUACUUUUAAAAAAAACAUCAUUGGACAAUUAUAACCGGAUGGUGCUCAGCAGACCAAUCAAACCAUAAUAAAUAAUAUAUUAAUGUUGUGCCUCAUUAUUCUGUCUUGGGGCUGAAGUGUUACCAUCAUGUUUUAACCAUGGGCAAUUUUGAUUUUUAACCUAUUCUGGACCUAGUUGGUGCUUGUUUGUAAAUUGUAAACAUAUGUAUAUUUAAUGAGGUAUAUUUAUUAUUGUUUCUUGUUUCAUAUACAGUACCUGUAUUUAGAAUCAGUCAUAAUUAGUCAGAUGGAAAAAUAUACCCUUUCUUACCUACUUUAAAAUGUUUAUCAUCUAUUUAAUAAUGAUGAUGGCAAGAUCUUUAAUUGGGUAAUUACAACUUAAUCAUUUUCCAUCUGUACUAAACAAAACUAGCAGAUUAUGAAGGAAUAGGGAACAAAGCAGAAAAUAUUGCAGAUGAAAAUAAUUUGUGUUAAUUCACAAGUACAUGUUUUGACGGCAGCUACUUUACACCAUCUAAUCCUUCCUACUCUACAUUUACUGAAUGGAAAUGAUAAAUGAUGUACCUAUCAAUUCGAAUUAUUUGUAAUUGCCAACUCAACUGGAAAUUCAUGUUCACGUACUUGUAUCCCAGUUACACUCAAUAUACAACUGUAGCACACCUGGUGGUCUUAAUAAAAAGUUCAGGACAAUAGGAUGAUAUGUUGAUUAAUAUGGAUUCUAAAUUUUUUUUCUGUCUAUUAUUAAAAACUGCAACCAGACUUCUUUUUCUACUGAAAAUCCUUCUUGCUGUGUUGUGAUAUAACUGACCUGCAACCUAUGACCUGUGGCAUCUGCUGUGAACACUUGCUUCAGACUUCUUUGUAUUUUAAAUCAAUAAAGACAUGCAAAUCUGAAA